AUGGACGAAACCGGAAUAUCAACGACCUCAAAUAGGCCUCCAAAGGUUAUCUCCGUAAAAGGGAAAAAACAAGUGGGUAUGAUUGCAAGUGCAGAACGCGGCCAAUUGACAACCGUCAUCGGGUGUUGUAAUGCUGCUGGCAGUUUUCUUCCACCUUUCCUGAUUUUUGCAAGAAAGAAGAUGCAAGCAAGGCUUCUUGAUGGUAGUCCUCCAGGGACUCAAGCAACGUGUACUCCUAAUGGCUGGACAUCAGGGGAAGUCUUCUUGAACUGGAUCCAUUUUUUCGUAGAGCAAGUGAGGCCAACAGCAGAUAAAAAGGUUCUACUAAUAUUGGAUAACCAUGAAAGCCACAAAUAUUAUCCUGCACUUGAGUAUGCCACAAAGAAUAACGUGGUAAUAUUAUCCUUAGCACCGCAUACUACAAACAAAAUGCAACCUAUGGAUGUUGCUGUGUAUGGCCCACUGAAAACGCAUUUCGAAAGGGAAGUUAACAUUUUCCAAAAAUCUCACCCUGGCCGCAUCAUUAAUCAGUACGAUGUAUCUAGAUUGCUAGCACCAGCUUAUCUCAAAGCUGCCGUGGCCAUCAAUGCAGUGCAUGGAUUUGAAAAACCUGGGAUUUGGCCUGUAAACAAGCACGCAUUUGGUGAUGAGCAUUUCACACCAGCCGAGGUACUUGCAGCUGGAACUUUGGCCCCAAUAGAAAGCAUUGAUUUACCCGAGUCCGCUGUUGAAGCGUUACCUUCGAUUGAACCUCAAGAUCAGCCCAUAUCACCUUCAUUUGCAAAUGCCACUCAACAUUCUCAUUCAUUCAUAAACCCUAUUGAAGGAGAAACCUUACAGACUAUAGAAUCUGUUAGUUCUUUACCUAUUGCGUCAUCAGGUGAAGUUGUUGCUUUAGGUGAUUUUCAGUCUCAAGACGAAGUAAAUAUAUAUAUUGAAGAUCGACCGUGCACUCCUAUUAGAUCUGAAACUAAAAAAGAAAGCUAUGGCAAUACUGUUCCCGCCGCUUCACCCGAACCUGGAUGUUCUAAGACCUACUAUAGUCCUUCAGUUUUGAGACCUAUUCCUCAGCCUGCUAGACCAACAACAACACGUAAACGGAGGUUACAAAGAUCUAGUAUACUGACGAGUACUCCAGUAAAAGAAGAGCAGAAACAGAAAUUUGAAAAAGGAAAAAAGCCUGCUAUGAAGCCACUAGAUGAUGUUUCGACGAAAACUUCUCUGAAGACUGGUAACAAAAAAACUGUUAAAUCUAAAAUCACUGAUAAAAAAGCAAAGAGGAGUGCAAAAGAAAAUGGAAAUCAGAAAAAAAUACGGAAAUUUGAUGAUGUCAGCUGCAUUUUCUGUGGUGAAAUGUACAUUGAAGAAGAUGAUCAGCCAACGGAAAACUGGAUACAAUGUAGUAUUUGUACUCAAUGGUGCCAUGAAGAGUGCUCAGCCUUCGAAGGCAGUGACGAUUUUGUUUGCGAUAACUGCAAAAAUUAG
This is a messenger RNA of Acanthoscelides obtectus, 1485 nucleotides long. NCBI's taxonomy places the organism in Eukaryota, Metazoa, Arthropoda, Insecta, Coleoptera, Chrysomelidae. The record is from the annotation of a GenBank genome assembly.